GAACUGAACUCAGAGCUGACCUCCAUGGAACACCGCACUUGAAACUAGGAACUUGGUCUCCAUCUUUCAUUGAACAUACUCGUCUAUCUGCUGGGAAAUAUUCUGGGGCGUAAUCUCGGCAAAAACUCGACCUCUUGAUCCCAGGAUAUAUAUGUCUUGCGGCUGAAUUCAAUUGACGUUCUUGUGACUUGAGCAUGCCACUAGGAUUUUAGUUAUAAAAGACGAGUUGGGGAUGCAAAGAGUUUUUUUCGGCUCCCUAAAAAUGGCUUCCCAAGAGCCGGAUAUGGUCGCCACUGACAACAGGAGCAUCGAGAAAGAGAACCACAACAGUUCCAGUCCAAAGCAGCUCAAUGACGCUGAAGUCGUGGAGGUUACGAACGCCGACUAUGCUCUCGCCCUUGCGUCUGGUCCAAAGCUCAACCCAACCAGCUUAGCGUCGAUACAACUCUUCCUUAUAUUACUCGUUGCAUUUAUGGGCAGUAUGUCGAAUGGGUUUGACGGGCAGGUUAUGGGUGCUGUCAAUGGGAUGCAACAGUAUCUUAAUUACUUUAGUAUACCUGCCGAUGAGGGUGGUGGAGUUGGAACCCCCACGGCGCUCAUUUUCGGAAUCUACAACAUCGGCAGUAUUGUCGGUGUUUUGGUCGCUGGACCUGUCACCGAUGGACGUUUUGGUCGUCGUGGCGGAAUGUUUACCGGUGCCACCAUCAUCGUCGUGGGAGCAAUAGUGAUCACUUUAGCGCAGUCACGCGCUUACCUGUUGGGAGGUCGUUUCGUUCUUGGAUUUGGCGUGUCGAUCACAGCAACCGCUUGCCCUUCUUACGUUGUUGAGUUGUCCCCUCCUCAGUGGAGAGGACGUUUGACUGGACUCUUUAACACGUUCUAUUAUGCUGGCUCGAUUCUAUGUACUGGCAUUUCAAUCGGAACCGGAAGACUAGCAUCCACAACGUCAUGGCGAGCACCUUUAGCCAUCCAAAUUGUACCUGCGGGCAUUCUGGUUCUUUUUGUGUGGUUUUUGCCUGAGUCACCACGGUGGCUCAUGUCCGUUGACAGGAAGGAUGAAGCUCGGAGAUUUCUUGCUAAAUAUCACGGUAACGGCGAUGAGAAUGCCCCCUUGGUCCUAUUGCAGUGGAAAGAGUUUGAAGAAGCCAUUAAGUUAGACGCGUCAGAUAAGCGAUGGUAUGACUACACCGAGCUGUUCAAUACACCUAAUGCCCGAUAUCGAACGUACAUGAUGUUGAUGAUGGGUUUUUUUGGACAAUGGUCUGGAAAUGGAUUAGGGUAUUUCUUAACCGUGCUGUUUGGAAAUGCGGGAGUGAGGUCUCAAGACCGCCGACUCGUGCUCAAUUUCGUGAACACCGUCAUCUCGGCCAUAGGAGCUUCCAUUGGCACCAGUCUGUCUGACACCGUGGCACGACGCAAAAUGUGGUUUUGGGGGACACUGGCGAGUGCCUCCACUCUAGUCAUUGUGACAGGCUGCACAGCCAAAUUUGGAUUGGAAGGUAGCAAUAACCCAGACGGAGCAAAUGCAGCUAUUGCUUUUAUCUUUCUAUUUGGUUUUGUUUUCAGUCUUGCCUAUACGCCCUUACAGGCGUUGUAUCCUACGGAGUGCCUCGCGUAUAACACUCGCGCUAAGGGAAUGGCUAUGUAUUCUUUGGCCGUCAGCUGUGCGGGAUUAGUCGGUCAGUAUGCGGGCCCUAUCGCGCUGCAGAACAUCUCGUGGAGAUAUUACAUCGUGUACGUUUGUUGGGACCUUUUCGAAUGCACGAUGGUGUGGUUCUUUGCUGUCGAGACUAAAGGUCGCACUCUGUGAGAUUCGAUUCGAGGCACGCGUCCUACUACUACUUAUCUUCUACACAGUGAAGAACUCGACGAGAUUUUCCAGAGCCCGAAUCCGGUCAAAGCCUCUCUUGCAAAGCAGAAAAUUACCAUCGUCAAGAAAUCGGAUCACGUCGAGAUGAUCCAAAUGGAUCAGCACAAGGAGGGCCUCUCCCCUGCUUAAUUAUAUGGCAUUUUCACCGUGCCGUUUGGUCCAUGGAUUCUGUGCCCAUACAGAAGUUCAGGAUUUGGGCGAGUCGCAGUUCGAAACUCUCACAUUAUAUUUCAUAUUACUCAAAAAUUCAGUCGAAAAUCCAUGCUUUGGACGCCGAACAAAGAUACAAUCUGUCAAGUUUGUUGACCACGGCUAUCGAAAGUACCCGUAUAUAUCACAAAAAACGCCCGUAAAACCAUACUUAGUUCCGGGAUAGGUAUAUACCUAUGACUAUGAAAAGAUUGACUCA
This is a messenger RNA of Marasmius oreades (fairy-ring Marasmius), 2279 nucleotides long. RefSeq lists its product as uncharacterized. Gene Ontology annotation, molecular function: carbohydrate:proton symporter activity. The transcript is spliced from 22 exons. The record is from RefSeq and is a predicted model, not a curated record. Gene Ontology annotation, biological process: transmembrane transport; carbohydrate transport. The coding region runs from base 233 to 1810 and encodes 525 amino acids. Lineage: Eukaryota; Fungi; Basidiomycota; Agaricomycetes; Agaricales; Marasmiaceae. Gene Ontology annotation, cellular component: membrane.